Messenger RNA from Astrephomene gubernaculifera, 1722 nucleotides. Lineage: Eukaryota; Viridiplantae; Chlorophyta; Chlorophyceae; Chlamydomonadales; Astrephomenaceae. The record is from the annotation of a GenBank genome assembly.
CCCAUGCAAUUUAGUGGUACGAGCAAGUUACCAGCUUGACCCAUUUCGCGAGCGCGACCCUUAAGGUGAUCACGCUGACCCAACACAGUCAGCGCUUUGUCCUUAGUUGGGGUGCAACUCUAAAGCAUCUGUCACGUUCACAACUUGAAUUUCCCAUCCCAUAGCUCCACAGACGGACAGCGACGCUCUAGCAAAUUUGUACAACCAUGUCUAUGCUCGCAAAUCACUCACAACUUAGCCAACUGUGUAAGAGGGCGCCAACAUCAAAACGAGUGGUAGCGAAAAGGCGCGUGACGGUUGCCGCUCAAGCAUCCGCGACUUCGCAGUAUACCCGGGUUCGCCUGAAGACGCGUCAGGAUUGCGAGCUGGCUGUCAGCUUUUACCCUCGGUUCAGUUACAACGGGAUCGGUGGAGGUGGCUGGGGCACGGUUACGGACCUUGGGGCCGGCAAGCUGCACCUCAACUUCGAUACCAGUGUGCUAGUCAUCCCCGACAUGUCGUACCGUACGGCAAUGCUGGCGGGGCUGCUGCCCAUCCCCCCGCCGCUUAAUAUUGCCAUCCGACCCGUGUCUCUAGAGGGCGUGCUGGACCAGGCUACGGGCGAGGUCAACCUCAACUUCGAGUGCGCCUUCUAUUUCACUGCGGGGCCCGUGUACCAGCCGCCAGGGCUCAAGAUCCGCACGGUUCUGACCACCGAAUCCACCCGCGGGACACACCUGUCGGCCAGCGGGCGGCGCCUGAGCUCGGGCGGCGCGGGAGUGCUGGUGGGCACUGCCACCGUGGAUCGAACCGGCGACCUCUUCAUGGACAACUUCCUGCAGCUGCCCAACGACGCGCUGGCUGUCAUGAGCUGCGAGUUUGAAUUUGAGUAGCGGCAUGGAUGGGGCUUGUGCAGGUCUUGCAAGCCAGAGGGUGUGGGGGGCAGGUGGGGUGGAAGGAGGCGAAGAGCGGCGAGGGAGGUGAAGGGCUGGAGGAAGGGCGUGUGAGAAAGGGAGUGCAGAUGUGGUGGUGGUGAUGGUUGGAGGAGAGGAGGGGUUGAGCGUUAGGAGGUGGGUGACGUCUUGCCGGGGGACCCCUCGCUGGCCGUGUGUCAGGCUGGGGGUGGGGUUUGCGCCCGGUUAGGUUAAGGAAAGGUAAGGGGAUAGCAGGGUAAGAUGGCAGAUGGAGAGCCGUGUUGGAGUGAGUCAUUCGAGGGAUGCGUUGCUCAUCGGAUGGGUAUUGGUGAAGGGCGGCAGCCAUUAAAGCACACAUACAUUGUACGUUCAAGUGGGAUGCAAAGCACACAUGACAGGCAGGGCAAAGGUAGUGAGAGGCUCGUGCGUGCGGUGUGAGUGGAUGACGUGAUCCAGCGAUAGAACAGCAAUGGAAGACAUCGGAUGCUGGUAGUGGUGGUAAUAUGAGUUGUAUGAGAUUGGCGGCAGCCUGCAUGAUCUACGGAAUGUGCCCUGUGGUGCGAUUACAUGGCUCGCAACUGUCAAUCUAUCUCUUGUCGAAGUAUGCUGCAGCGUCAGCAACGCUCGUAUGAUAUUCGAGUGAUACAAACGCGCAUGUGAUUGUAUGGCUGUUUACGAAGAACAACAUCGCAGAAGAAUGGCUAGACGGGGACAACAACAACGCGGACCCAAGAUGGGACAGAGCUGGUCGCUACUGCACUGUGGCUUAUGCGGUGUAUUAGGUGCUCCCCCAUCUUUCUUCAUCCUGUGUACAUGUAAAUGUGUGCUG